CAGAGACUGCAGACAUAGUACAGGAGAUGACCAGAGACUGCGGACAACAGUACAGGGAUGACCAGAGACUGCGGACACAGUACAGGGAUGACCAGAGACUGCGGACAGUACAGGAGAUGACCAGAGACUGCGGACACAGUACAGGGAUGACCAGAGACUGCGGACACAGUACAGGGAUGACCAGAGACUGCGGACAGUACAGGAGAUGACCAGAGACUGCGGACAGUACAGGAGAUGACCAGAGACUGCGGACAGUACAGGGAUGACCAGAGACUGCGGACAGUACAGGGAUGACCAGAGACUGCG
This is a messenger RNA of Staurois parvus, 306 nucleotides long. The record is from the annotation of a GenBank genome assembly. Lineage: Eukaryota; Metazoa; Chordata; Amphibia; Anura; Ranidae.